AUGCAGUUCAAGACUUUCGCUAUCGCUUUCUUUGCCGGCGCGGUUGCCGCCCAGAGCGCGCAACAACUAAUCUCGGAGAUUCCCUCAUGCGCGAAGCCAUGUCUAGACAAGGCAUCGCAAGCAAUUGGCUGCUCGACUACCGACAACAAAUGCCAAUGCAGCAAGAUGGACGACCUAACCACACAGGCCAUUACCUGUGUGUCUUCGGAGUGCUCCGUUGAUGACCUAACCAAGGCUACCCAGCUCUCGGCCCAAAUCUGCGCCGCUGUCGCAGAAGACGCUGGUGGUGCUGCCGCGACUUCGGCCGUAUCGAGCGCUAGCGCUGCUCUUACUUCCGCCGUCGGCGACAUCGUCGGCACCGCAACGCCGACUGCGACACCCGGUGCUGGCAACCGGGCUGCUGCCGGUCUCGGUUUCGCUGCGGCUAUGGCUGCUCUCGCUCUAUAG
This is a messenger RNA of Hypoxylon trugodes, 447 nucleotides long. RefSeq lists its product as uncharacterized. Bases 1 to 447 code for a protein of 148 amino acids. Lineage: Eukaryota; Fungi; Ascomycota; Sordariomycetes; Xylariales; Hypoxylaceae. The transcript is spliced from 2 exons. The record is from RefSeq and is a predicted model, not a curated record.